Messenger RNA from Loa loa (African eye worm), 255 nucleotides. RefSeq lists its product as hypothetical. The record is from RefSeq and is a predicted model, not a curated record. NCBI's taxonomy places the organism in Eukaryota, Metazoa, Nematoda, Chromadorea, Rhabditida, Onchocercidae. The transcript is spliced from 2 exons. The coding region runs from base 1 to 255 and encodes 84 amino acids.
AUGAUGUAUGCGAACGAAAAUGAAGCAUGCUGUAACGAUGGAUAUGGGCAUAAACUUUGGUUUUCAUCAUGUUUAAAAGGUACCGGUGUGGCUAUAUGGUGUGAUAGCCUCAUUACUGGAAUUGUUCGAGACUGUCGAUUGCUUGAGUUCCGGCAGAAUCUGAACAUAUCAACGCAGUUGUUGGAGUGUUCAACGGUUGGGCGAGUUCCUGGAGGUUUCACAGCGUGGUUUUUAGCUAAAUCCAUAGUGUCCUGA